Malus domestica (apple) is the source of this 1658-nucleotide messenger RNA. Its product is annotated as acyltransferase Pun1-like. NCBI's taxonomy places the organism in Eukaryota, Viridiplantae, Streptophyta, Magnoliopsida, Rosales, Rosaceae. The record is from RefSeq and is a predicted model, not a curated record.
AACUACUUCCUCCUAAUUAAUUUUCUACCUUAAUCUAGACCACCAAACCUCUCAAACCCUCAUCUCCAACUCGAUCAAAAAUGGCAAUUAGACAUGGUACAGUACUCAGUAGUUGUGAUAUCAAUUCACUGGUGGAAAUAACCUCAAGAAAGACCAUCAAACCAUCAUCUCCAACUCCUCCUCACAAUAGAAUUCUUAACCUCUCUCUUGUGGACCAACUUAUGCCUUCUACUUUAUAUGGAACCAUCCUAUGGUUCUUCCCAAACCACAAUGCUUCUGAUUUUGCUUCCAAAACUUCAGAGAGUACUACAAGAAAAUCUAAACGCUUGCAAGAUUCUCUAUCCAAAACUUUAGUUCAUUUCUAUCCAAUGGCUGGCCAACUCAAAAGCCCGACGUUAGUUGAGUGCAAUGAUGAAGGGGCUCAUUUUCUGGAAGCCCGAGUUAACUGCCAGCUUUCAGACCUUCUCAGACAACCCAAUCCCGAGUUACUCCACCACUUAAUGGCCCAAAAUGAUCCUGAAACUGCCAACGUAGCUUUGGGAUCUACACUUUUGCUGGUUCAAAUCAACAUUUUCAACUGUGGAGGAAUUGUUGUUGCUGUGUCCCCUUCGCACAAGAUUGCAGAUGCAGCAUCAGUCCUCACGUUCGUGCGAGCAUGGGCAGCGAUAAAUCGUGAUGAUGGAGCCCUUGGACAGCAAUUGGUGCCGCCGGAGUUUAUUGGAGGGUCUUUGUUGCCGCCUAGAGAGCUAUCCUUGCCGUCCAUCAAGGGAACCUUGGAAAUCCAGAGUCAAAGUUUAGUUACAAGAAGCUUCCCGUCAGUGCAAGCCUGUGAGUUCGAUCAAGCCAACGGUGGUGUCCCAAAUGGUGAGCUUCCGCAAAAGAAUCAUCCCGGAGAAAUCAGAAAAUGUCAUGGGGAAUUGGUUUUGGUCAAUUCCAGUGUUGUUAAAAGAAAAUGAGACUGAAUUACACGAUUUGGUGAGCAAAAUGAGGCAAGGAGUGACAGAAUUUCGCAAUGAGAAGGCCAGCAGAUUUAAAGGUGAGGAUGGAUUCUUAGUGGUAUCUGAGUCUCUAAGAGAGAGGACUGAUAUUUUUAAUAGCAAUAACAUCGUAAAUGUUUAUAAAACCACAAGUUUGUGCCAGCUUCCUCUGUAUGAAAUGGAUUUUGGAUGGGAGAAACCUGCGUGGGUCACCAGCCUAAGUGCCCUCAAGAACAUAAUUGUUUUGGUUGCCACAAAAGAGCAAGAUGGUAUCGAAGCUUGGGUGACCCUGGAUGAACAAGAAAUGGCCAUAUUUGAGUCUGAUCAAGAGCUUCUUGCAUUUUGUUCCGUCAACCCCAGCAUUGACCAUUCAGGGUUGGUCCUGGGUUUUCCAAGGCCCAUGGCGAGGAUCUAAAUUAUGCUCUUUAGGAAUUUGGUCUUUUUUUAAGUUUUGAGUUUUGUUCUUUUUAUACUUUAUUGGAAUUUCUAGUAUAAUAAAGAUUAUGAUUGUAUCCUAUUUGUUUUCCUGUUUGAUUAGUAUUAAGUCUUUAUUAAUACGCGUCUUUAACGCUUUAGGAAAAAGUUUUGACAGGCUGUGAUCUUUCGUUAGGUAAGUUGUCAUGUAAUGAAUGUAAUCUUAUCCUUCAUUUUUGUCAAUGAUAAGUAUCAUGUUGUGGUCUA